UGCUACCCUUUUGACGGAAAGCGAGCAGAACUCCGUCCCUCUCUUCCUCGUCCGCUUCGGUCGGUAUGCCGCCACCUUCUGCCAACCCCUUCUCCAAUCCAAAACCCUAGGCCCCCUUCCCCAUCCCCUCUCCUUUCAUUCCGCUACCCCAAUCCCCAUGUUUUCCUUCGCAUUCAAUACUUCCCUCGCCGGCCGAGCCGGGGGGCUCAUCCUCACGCAGGGACAUACUAAACUGUGCUGGCCACACCACAUCCGCGGGCCCAAUGCUUGUCCUCCCUUCAGAACAUCUCGUUUCCCACUUCAAUCCGGCCGUGGCCGCCAGAAUUCUCACGGCUUCGGUACAUUCUUCCCCUUCUGGUGUAAAAGGGUCGAGCUUUCGCCCGUCGUCCGCAGUUUUGAUUCCGAUGGAAGAAAGGAGAUUCCUCUGGAUGAGAGAGCUCGAGUUUUUGGGGUUCUUGGUUCCCUUGGGUUUGGUUCUGUGAUUGCGAUGAUUGCCUGCGGGAUGCUUGUCGCAAGGUCCUGCAGAUCUCUUGCCGCAGAGGGAGUGGUGGAAUCUGGCGUUGCGGCCUUUGGUUCGGAGAAAGCGGUUCCUAUGGUGGUGUGGCCGAAGUUGUUUCAGGUUCUUAAUGUGCUUAGAGAGCAAGGUUUAGUAUUGGCUGCGUUGCUGGGACUUUCUGCUUUCUUUUCUUUGGCAGAAACUGCAAUCACGACUCUGUGGCCAUGGAAGGUUCGUGAAUUGGCUGAGAAGGAUCCAGAAAAUGGUGUCUUCAGACUGCUUCGAAGUGAUGUUACUCGUUUCCUGACAACGAUUCUCAUUGGCACAACUGUGGUCAAUAUUGGUGCUACAGCACUUGUGACGGAUGCAGCAACUGCAAUUUUUGGAGAAGCUGGAAUUAGUGCAGCAACAGGGGUUAUGACAGUUGCUAUUUUGUUGCUAACAGAAAUUACACCAAAAAGUGUUGCUGUUCAUAAUGCCACAGAGGUAGCUAGAUUUGUUGUCAGACCAGUAGCAUGGCUAUCAGUGGUCCUGUAUCCUGUUGGACGGAUUGCCACUUUUCUUUCGAUGGGAAUCUUAAAAAUGCUAGGUUUAAAAGGCAGAAGUGAACCUUAUGUGACUGAAGAUGAACUAAAACUGAUGCUAAGAGGAGCAGAACUAAGUGGAGCAAUAGAAGAGGAAGAACAGGAUAUGAUUGAAAAUGUCUUAGAGAUAAAAGACACACAUGUCAAAGAGGUAAUGACACCUCUAAUUGAUGUAGUUGCAAUAGAUGCAAGUGCGAAGCUUAUUGAUUUUCAAAAGCAAUGGGAGACACAUCAAUACUCUAGGGUACCUGUUUUUGAGGAGCGUAUAGAUAAUAUUGUGGGCAUUGCAUAUGCAAUGGACAUGCUGGAAUAUGUUGAAAAGGUUGACAAGCUGCAAGAAUCCACUGUAAAGGAGAUUGCUCACAAGCCAACAUACUUUGUUCCUGAUUCAAUGUUUGUAUGGAGCCUGCUGAGAGAGUUCCGCAUUAGGAAAGUUCACAUGGCUGUAGUUCUGAACGAAUAUGGGGGAACAGUUGGUAUCGUUACUCUGGAAGAUGUUGUUGAAGAAAUUGUUGGUGAAAUCUUCGAUGAAAAUGACUCCAAAGAAGAGAUUCAGAGGAAAACUGGUUAUAUUGUAAUGAAAGAGGAUGGCACAUUUGAUGUUGAUGCAAAUACAUCAAUUGAUCAACUUUCAGAAGAACUGAAUGUCAAACUGCCAGAGGGUCAUCAGUACGAGACAGUAUCCGGUUUCAUCUGCGAGGUGUUUGGUUAUAUACCAGAAGAAGGUGCCAAGAUUGUUGUGGUGCUUGAGAAGGCAAACCGAGAAGAGAACAGUGAAUACAGAAAUGAAGAGUCAGAUGGUCCAAGCAGGAAUGAAAGACAUCAAAAAUAUGAAAUUGAGAUAUUGGAAGCUGAUGCAAGGAAAGUUGCUAAAGUCCAUUUUAAACCACUAAGUAAUCAAGGUGCAGAUUUGGAUGCAAAGGGCAUAAAUCGUGUAGUUUCCAAAAAGGUGGUCAAGAGGAAGAAGCAAAUUGAUCAACUACAGAGGUUGGAAGAAGACAAACCUCUCCAAGUCACAUUUGAUGAGAAGUUGAAGGGCUCAGACUGCUCUCUUCCAAUAUAAAUAAAAACCAAGGAAAUCUGGAUGCUAUGGACCAGAUGUGUGGAUGAACAGAGGUGAAGAGUAGUGUCAUCUGUUUUGUUGCUCAUAACUUCAUGGAGGACAGUGAACGAGCUGAUUACUAGCAAGAUCUUGAUGUUCUGCAACUCUCUGAUCAUCAUGGUUAUCGAGCCAACAGGACGAAGGAUCGCAGACCUAAAUUGCGGUGGAAGAACCAAUGUGUUAUGCAUAAUAUUCGGGUUCAGCCUCCGCUUUUUGAAAAACUGGUUUUGUUUUUUUUUUCUCCUCUCAUCUCUUUAAUUUGCUGCUGUUUGGGGUUUUCUUGUGACAGAGCAGUGGAAGAUAUGGUUGGUUUGUUUUUGUGCCUCAUGAUGAAUUUGGUAGAUUUGCUGAUGUAACUGGCCGUGUGUACUAAAUGAUGUGGAGCGAGUAGAAUCCAAUGGCAUUGGAGGAGUGCAGAAUGAUAGGGAAUGUUUUUGUGGCCUGAGGAGCAAGGCUGAUGUGGAGCCUACAACCAUGCUGCUUAGGGAGAUAAAGUGGAAGAGUAAUCCACAUGAAGCAUGAACGUGAGGAGUUGCAAAGGAGUUUGCAGAAGGUAUUAAUGUCACGUAAUGCAGUGUUCUCUUGUCCUGUUUUAGAGGCAGCUUCCAACCAAUGUCUCCAUCGCCAGGUCAAUUUGAUUGGGACUUUUAAACUGCAAGUCGAAGCCACGAACAAAUCCUGAUUGGAGAGGUUGUUUAUUGCGCCAGGUCUAUUAAGCUGUUUGUUAAGUUAUAUUUUGAUUCUCCGACAUGUGAAAGAGUUUGAAGUUGAUUAGGGUUUCGAGUUUGUCAUAGGUUGACGUGUUUGGGAUCAGGGAUUUGAAUGAUGAUCUUGUAAGAAUUAUGUCGUGGCAUACCCAACAAAAACCCUUCUGAUGUAAACAAUUACGUGAGUCAUUCGAUCAUCAAUGAAUCAUGAGUUUGUGUAUCUAAAUAAUUAAUCAGAACAUGGUUGUGUAA
Messenger RNA from Musa acuminata AAA Group (dessert banana), 3141 nucleotides. Its product is annotated as DUF21 domain-containing protein At1g55930, chloroplastic-like. Bases 158 to 2143 code for a protein of 661 amino acids. NCBI's taxonomy places the organism in Eukaryota, Viridiplantae, Streptophyta, Magnoliopsida, Zingiberales, Musaceae. The record is from RefSeq and is a predicted model, not a curated record. The transcript is spliced from 14 exons. Gene Ontology annotation, molecular function: flavin adenine dinucleotide binding.